CCCCCUCCUCCCUCCCUCUAUGCUCUCCACGCUUCUCCUCCGCCACCGCCUCGCCGCGCCGACCCGCUCGCCCCUCCGCCUCGCCGCAGCCGCCGCCAUGUCGUCUUCGUCUUCGUCGUCUGCCCACGGCGGGCCGGGGAAGCCGAACCGCCUGGCCGCCGAGCACAGCCCCUACCUGCUGCAGCACGCGCACAAUCCGGUCGAUUGGUAUCCUUGGGGGGAUGAGGCUUUCGAGAAGGCUCGCAAAAUGGACGUACCUAUCUUCCUCUCAAUUGGCUACAGCACAUGCCAUUGGUGUCAUGUAAUGGAGGUGGAGUCUUUUGAGAACGAGGAAGUUGCUAAGAUCCUAAAUGAUUGGUUUGUUAGCAUCAAGGUGGAUCGUGAAGAGCGGCCAGAUGUUGACAAGGUAUAUAUGACAUAUGUGUCGGCACUGUAUGGUGGUGGUGGUUGGCCCUUGAGCGUCUUUUUAUCGCCUAACUUGAAACCGUUGAUGGGUGGUACAUACUUUCCACCAGAUGAUAAAUACGGAAGACCUGGCUUCAAGACUGUUUUAAGGAGGGUCAAGGAAGCCUGGGAAACUAAACGUGAUGCGCUUGAGCAGGCAGGAAAUGUGGUCAUCGAGCAACUUAGAGACGCAUUGUCUGCAAAGGCUACCUCUCAAGAUGUUCCGAAUGAUGUGGCUGUUGUUUAUGUAGACACAUGUGUAGAAAAGUUAGCAAGCAAUUACGACCCGAAAUUUGGUGGAUUUGGCUCUGCUCCCAAGUUCCCAAGACCUGUUGAAGAUUGUAUAAUGCUCUAUAAAUUUCGAAAGCACAUGGAAGCUAGGCGGGAGAGUGAAGGUCAAAACAUACUGAAGAUGGUAACUCAUACAUUGCAAUGCAUGGCUAGAGGUGGAGUUCAUGACCAUGUUGGAGGUGGCUUUCAUAGAUAUAGUGUGGACGAGUGCUGGCAUGUUCCACAUUUUGAGAAGAUGUUGUAUGACCAGGGACAGAUAGCCAAUGUAUACUUGGAUACAUUUCUUAUCACGGGAGAUGAGUGUUAUUCUUCAGUUGCACGUGAUAUACUUGAUUACUUGCGGAGAGACAUGAUUGGAGAAGAAGGUGAAAUUUUCUCAGCAGAAGAUGCUGAUAGUUCAGAAUAUGAAGGUGCUCCAAGAAAAAAAGAGGGAUCCUUUUAUGUGUGGACAAGUAAAGAGAUCGAAGACACGCUUGGGGAGGAUGCGGAGCUAUUCAAGAACCACUACUAUGUUAAAUCGUCUGGCAAUUGUGACCUUUCAGGGAUGAGUGAUCCUCACAACGAGUUCAGUGGUAAAAAUGUGUUAAUAGAAAGAAAACCGGGUUCCUUGGUAGCAUCGAAGUCUGGCAAGUCUGUUGAUGAAUAUUCUCAAAUCCUGGGGGAUUGCAGGCAGAAACUGUUUGAUGUCCGAUCAAAAAGGCCAAGACCACAUUUGGAUGACAAGGUUAUUGUUUCAUGGAAUGGGUUAGCAAUAUCUGCCUUUGCAAGAGCCUCACAAAUUCUGAAGUCAGGAUCGAUUGGGACAAGGUUCUAUUUUCCAGUAACAGGAUGCCAUCCAAUAGAAUAUCUUCAAGUUGCAGAAAAGGCAGCAACCUUUAUAAAACAAAAGCUGUAUGAUGCAAGCUCAAAAAGGCUGCAUCAUAGUUAUCGAAAUGGCCCAGCAAAAGCACCAGGAUUUUUAGAUGAUUAUGCUUUUCUAAUCAAUGGCUUGCUGGAUAUCUAUGAAUAUGGUGGUAAGACAGAGUGGCUUCUGUGGGCUGUCCAGCUGCAAGUCAUUCAGGAUCAGUUGUUCUUGGACAGACAAGGGGGUGGCUAUUUCAAUACUCCUGGAGAAGACCCUUCUGUUCUUUUGCGUGUUAAAGAAGAUUAUGAUGGUGCAGAACCCUCUGGAAACUCGAUGGCAGCUAUCAACUUGAUCAGAUUGUCAAGUAUAUUUGAUGCUGCAAAAUCUGAAGGUUACAAACGUAACGUUGAACAUCUCUUGGCGGUUUUUGAGACGAGACUGAGGGAACUUGGUAUAGCGUUGCCAUUGAUGUGCUGCGCAGCAGACAUGCUCUCUGUCCCGUCAAGGAAGCAAGUAGUGCUGGUGGGGGAUAAAGGAUCCACAGAAUUUCAAGACAUGGUUGCAGCUACAUUCUCGUCAUACGACCCGAACAGAACUGUGAUCCAGAUAGACCCCAGGAACACGGAAGAAAUGGGAUUCUGGGAGAGCAACAACGCCAACAUCGCUCAGAUGGCACGGAGCAGCCCACCGGAGAAGCUAGUGGUGGCGCAUGUGUGCCAGGACUUCAAGUGCAGCCCUCCAGUGACCUCUCCAGGAGCGCUGCGUGAGCUGCUCAACAAGACGGUGGCUACUGCUGGUUCAUCUGUCUGAGGCUCACACUACUAACAGUUGAGAAACCUCUUGAGCCCGUUGGCUUGUAAAUAGAUGUUUCCAAUAAAGGACAAAGCUAUGUUAUGUCCAUGUGUUCUAUACGCCCAUCUUAUGUCCAUGCACUUCAUAUGUGUUCUAUACGCUCUGAACAACGAACAUGCACUAGAAACUGGAGUUGUUCUCUGUUUUUUUUUUUGAAAGGGAAUUGUUAUGUGUUGAAUCCUUGUUACAUGCGGGUAUACUAGUAUACAAGAAUAAGUGGGCAA
Brachypodium distachyon (stiff brome) is the source of this 2655-nucleotide messenger RNA. Its product is annotated as spermatogenesis-associated protein 20. The record is from RefSeq and is a predicted model, not a curated record. Gene Ontology annotation, biological process: carbohydrate metabolic process. NCBI's taxonomy places the organism in Eukaryota, Viridiplantae, Streptophyta, Magnoliopsida, Poales, Poaceae. The transcript has 15 exons. Gene Ontology annotation, cellular component: chloroplast. Bases 20 to 2389 code for a protein of 789 amino acids.